Molecule: messenger RNA, 1670 nt
Organism: Rubroshorea leprosula
Lineage: Eukaryota; Viridiplantae; Streptophyta; Magnoliopsida; Malvales; Dipterocarpaceae
Source: the annotation of a GenBank genome assembly
AUAUAUAUAUAUCUGUUUACACCCAUUUUUGCAAAAUAGUAUAAUGAUGCCACGUGUCAUCCAUGUUGACAGAUAUUUCAUUAGUUGAAAGUUGUUGGAGUAAAUCUCUCUGGAUAAGGUUGAGUGGUUAUUUCCACAACUGCAGCAAAGUUGUUGGUUUGUUGCGAACUUCCAGGAGAAUAAUUGGCAGAAUCAACAGAAUAAUCAAUUUGUUUCAGAUUUCAUGCUGCCGUUGAUUGUCAAGUUGCUGCCACAGAUUUCCAAGCAUGCUACCAAGGGUGUUUACUGCUAUAAAGAUGCAAAGAAGAAACGAAGCGAAGAAGACCAGCCUCUCACACAACUAGCCCAGCGCUAUCUACAUUUCAGUUUUACAAGCAAUGUCUUAGUUUAAAUCCAGUUUUCUUAAACAGCUUUCCUAAUUUAGUCUUUAGCUCUACGCUGCCAUUAGUUUUAAUUCUGAUUUUUGUUAUUUCGUUGUGAACAUCUUCACCCGAUAUAUUUAGUUUCUUUUGCAAUUCAAUUUACUGCACUUUACCCCAAAUUCAUCUUUCUAGUUUCUUUUAAAUUGUGCCACCAUGGCAAGUCCUUAUUUUGAUGAUUGCCAGAAGCUUUUCAUCACUCCGCCACAAGCUUCCUCUUAUGUCAAUCCACUUUAUGAUGAGAAGGCAACAGCUGAUAGUGAGUCUUUCAAAUCACUUUUUGAAAGGAUAGCUGAUUUUGCUGAGGAAUCUACAAGGCUUCAUGAGGAACGCCUGAAGAGGUUGGAGGAAAAUUUGAAAGUAUGCAAAUCAAAUCUUCCAGAACUUAAAACCCCUCAACCCAAAAGUGAGGUUUUAAUGGAGGAUUCAAAGAAGUGCCAUGCAGCCGCGUCUCCAAGAACUUUGAAGCAGUUUUGCAAAUCGCAAAACGUGACAGAGAUGCCAAUUGUAAAUGAAGGUCAGACGACACUAAGGUCAGAGAGUAACCCCAUGAUCACAGUUGGGGGGCGUGAAUCACAAUUGCAGCGUGCUACCCAAAGUCAACAAUGCCAUGCAGCUUUGGAGGCGACUUUAACAAGUAUGCCUCCAAGUCAUUCUAAGUCUGCAAAGACUAAUACUAGCAAUAGUCCUCUUACUCCUAAGAGGCAUAAACCAACUCAGGUGCAGACAUGUCAGCCAUCGAUCAAUGAGGGUCCAUCUGAUGGCCGACAAAAAGUUGAUGCUGCUACACAAAAGCCAACACUUUGGCCAGCAUCAAGACAUAAAUCUGAUAAGGUAUCCACCUCAUCUAUUUCUACUUCUUUUGAGACUAAUGAGCAUAUUUCUUCAGCCUUGCUUAAGAAGUGUUCGCAGCGACCAUGCUUUCUUAAUGGUCAAAGCCCUUCCAAGUUCAAUUAUGGACAAUGGCUGAAGGUGAAAUAUCCUUUUAAAGUCGUUAGUCUGAAGAGGGGAGUCAUUUCCAAUCUCGGGGGGCAACCUAGUCAGAUUGAACAACAAAGGUUGCAAGACCUGAUUGCCAAUGAAGUUCACAAAGCUAUAGAAAAAGAGUCCACCUCAGCAACUUGCAGACUCAUUGCCAAAGGCCACUCAGGUGGCAUGCAGGCCACCAUGUUGUCUAACAUGCCGUAGGCCAUAUUCAAAAAAUAAUGAUUCUUUCCAAAGUGGCUUUCACAAGAAAUUCUCAAAUUUUCC